Messenger RNA from Cuculus canorus (common cuckoo), 2022 nucleotides. RefSeq names its product signal-regulatory protein beta-1. Bases 641 to 1828 code for a protein of 395 amino acids. Gene Ontology annotation, cellular component: plasma membrane. The record is from RefSeq and is a predicted model, not a curated record. The transcript is spliced from 5 exons. Lineage: Eukaryota; Metazoa; Chordata; Aves; Cuculiformes; Cuculidae.
CCAUCCUAGUUUAUCAUCCCAUCCCAUCAUCCCAUCCUAGCUUAUCAUCCCAUCUCAUCAUUCUGUCAUCCCAUUCCAUCGUCCCAUCUGUCAUCCCAUCCCAUCCCAUCAUCCCAGGGCCAAGCACCUCCAGGUGUGCCCCAACCCUAUGAGGCUGGGCUGGGCACAGGCAGGAGAGUGGCUCUGCCCCCUGGUUCAGCUCCCCUGGGUCCAUUGGAGCCAUCAGCCCCUGCCACGAUCCCAAUGGGAUGCUGAGCUGUGGGCAGGCCAUGCACUGGGGAUUGUGCCGGAUGGGGGCACCCCGCUCUCUGGCUUCCAGUGCCGGUGGCCGUGCCACGCAGCCGCAGGGAGAGUGGGGCCAACAUCACUGGCGAGGACCAACCUCGUGACACGAGAUGGUGUGAAUGCUGUGAGGACCCGCUGGGCUUUUGCAAAGCGUGUGGGGAGGAACUUGGCUGAUGGAGUCCCUUCCUUCCGCUUUUCCGGAAGAAAGCCAAGCUGAGCCAAACUGAGCUGAGCCGAGCUGACCUGAGGCAAGUUGAGCUGAGCUGAGCCCACCUGAGCCAAGCCGAGCCAACCUGAGCCAAGCCAAGCCAAGCCAACCUGAGCUGAGCCAAGCCAGCGCAUUGGGGAGCAGGACAUGGGAACCACCAUGGCUCUGGUGACGCAAGUGCUGCCUCUUGCCUGCCUGCUGCUGCUCCUGCUCCACAGAGUCCCGGGUGUGGAUGCGCAGGCGGGUCAGGACUUCGAGCUGCAGCAGCCUCAGGACCCAGUGACGGUGCCAGCGGGGCAGACGAUCACCCUGACCUGCACCACAUCAGGAGAUGGUCCUGUUGGUCCCGUGAAGUGGCUGAAGGGCAGGGACAGUGGGGUCAUUGUUUAUGCUCAGACAGGGUCCUCGCCCCGCGUGAUGAGGGCAGUGGAUGAGUCCAACACAGACUUCACCAUCCACAUCAGGGAUGUUCAACCGGAGGAUGCCGGCAUCUAUUACUGUGUGAAGUUCCGCAAGACGCUACGAGGUGAUGAGGAGUUUCGGCGUGGGAAGGGCACGGAGGUGUCUGUGCGCGCCAAACCCACACCCCCAGUCGUGUCUGGGCCCGGGCACAGAGUGGCACCAGGGGAAUCGGUGCCUUUCACCUGUGCGUCUGGAGGGUUCUUCCCUGAAGAAAUCAAUGUGAAAUGGUUCAAGGACAAGGGCCCCAUCUCUGCUCAGCAGCCCCAGAUCACCCCAGCGCGGACAAAAUCCUCCUACAGCAUGUCCAGCACGGUGACGCUGACGCUGCAGCGCGACGACGUGCGCUCCCAGCUCGCCUGCGAGGUGCAGCACCCCACGCUGACGGCCCCGCUGAGGGGGACGAUCCAGCUCAGCGAAGCCCUGCGAGUUUCCCCCAGUGUCCGUGUGGCCAUUGACUCAUGGACUCCUGUUGAGGUGAACAAGACCAUCAACUUCACCUGCGACGUGGAGGGGUUUUACUCGGCGGAUGUGGAUGUCACCUGGCUGGAGAACAGGAUGGAGGUGAAGGUGGAAAACAUCUACAAGCCACUGAAGACGCCCCAGGGUUUGUUCAAGCUGAGGAGCCUGUUGGAAGUUCAUGUGACGGAGGAGAAGAACGGCUCUGCGUUCACCUGCCGGGUUGUGCACGAUGCCCAGGCCCCCAUCAGCGAGACAGUUCUGCUAUGGAUCACCACUCCAGCCCUGGCAGGUCCCCUUGUCCCCAGCACAGGUUUCUGCUUCCUGUCCAGCCCCGGCUUGUGGCUUGGCAUCCUGCUGGAGAAGGCACUCCUCGGCAGCCUCCUCAUCUUCCUCUUCAAGCGCAGGAGGGCAUGAAGAGAGAAACACUGGGGCCACCGACCUGUUCCACUCCCUGUUGGCCCCCAGUGCCUUGGAUCGCUGUGCUGGAAGCAGGUCACAGGGCUCGGCCACCGUCAGCUUCAUCAACUGUAACUGGAAAUAAAUGGAAUGGGGUGCAUGAGUAGAUAAUAAAUGGACUGAGCUGCUCCACGCCACUGGUCCCGGCCACC